CCGCCCGCGUUCGGCGUGCGCGGCCCGCGGUCUCAGCGCGCACCCGGCCCGCACGCCAUCUUGGCGGCGCUGCGAGGAUCAGGCGGGAUCCCACUGAGUCUGCUGAGUGGGCAGUGAGAGUCACAGACAACACAGCAAGCAGGAUGGAGCACUACCGGAAAGCUGGCUCUGUAGAGCUUCCAGCACCUUCCCCAAUGCCCCAGCUACCUCCUGACACCCUGGAGAUGCGGGUCCGAGAUGGCAGCAAAAUUCGAAACCUGCUGGGACUUGCACUGGGUCGAUUGGAGGGGGGCAGUGCACGACAUGUGGUGUUCUCAGGUUCUGGCCGUGCUGCAGGGAAAGCUGUCAGCUGCGCUGAGAUUGUCAAGCGUCGAGUUCCAGGUCUGCACCAGCUCACCAAACUGCGUUUCCUGCAGACUGAAGACAGCUGGGUCCCAACUUCACCUGAUACAGGUUUAGACCCCCUCACAGUACGUCGCAAUGUGCCUGCAGUGUGGGUACUGCUCAGCCGGGACCCUCUGGACCCUAGUGAGUGUGGCUACCAGCCCCCAGGAGCACCCCCUGGCCUGGGCUCCAUUCCCAGCUCCAGUUGUGGCCCCCGACCCCGAAGAAGGCCUCGAGACAACCGGCCCUGAAGACCUGCUGAACCAGGCUGUUCUCUAGGUCUGAACAUCUGAGAUGGCUGUGCCUUUUCUGAGACCCCCUUGUGACUGCUCAACAUUCCCAACACAGCUUGGGUCCACAGAAGUCCUACUGCCCCUUCCCUCUGGCCUAUUGGAAGGGACUGCUAUGAAGAACACCAUGUAUGGGGGUCUCUGCUGAUUUCUGGAUUGUUUGAAAAGGGCUUUGCCUUCAGCCUACAGUACAUUUGACCUGCCUUCUAAUGGAGGUCUAGAGUUAGGAAAUAAAGGUUCUGCCCAUUUGUCAGAUGAACUUUGGCCUGCUGUGUGGAAGUGGGAGUAAAGGAAUAGGAGUCCCUAUCUUUUGCCCCCUGAGAGCUAAUAGGCUGGAUACAGAGAAAGAAUAGGCUCAGGAUAGUGUUGGAUCUAGUGAAUAAGAAUCUUCAAGCAGUGACCUGAAUCUGUGUAGGCCCAUAGUUGGCUGUUUGCCACUUGCUUUGGGCUCAUUCAGGAAUUCUGCAAGCUCAGAGGUUUCUCCCCUUCUGCAGCAUAUGUUACAGUGGGAUCAUGGACCCAGGCACCAGCCUGUCUGGAUUUGAAUCCUGGUUCUACCAUUUGAAAUUUACUGCCUUGUGAUCUUGGACAAGUUACUCUUCUGUGCUUUAGUGUUCUCAUCCACAAAAUGGGGAAUGAUAGUGUUUACCUCAUGGGGUUGUUUUGAGGAUUAAAUAAAGAGAUAUAAAUAUUUGAUACUUAGAUGACACUUGGGCAGCUAGUGCUAUAUAAAUGUUAACUGCUAUUAUAAUUGACUCAGUUUGUAAAUAUGUUCUUUCCUGUCUUAAAAAAAAUGCCUCAGUCCCA
Molecule: messenger RNA, 1481 nt
Organism: Marmota flaviventris (yellow-bellied marmot)
Lineage: Eukaryota; Metazoa; Chordata; Mammalia; Rodentia; Sciuridae
Gene: Rpp25l
Product: ribonuclease P/MRP subunit p25 like
Biological process (GO): tRNA 5'-leader removal
Cellular component (GO): ribonuclease MRP complex
Molecular function (GO): RNA binding
Source: RefSeq, a predicted model, not a curated record